Coffea eugenioides is the source of this 965-nucleotide messenger RNA. RefSeq names its product ABC transporter C family member 4-like. The transcript is spliced from 5 exons. Gene Ontology annotation, biological process: transmembrane transport. The record is from RefSeq and is a predicted model, not a curated record. Gene Ontology annotation, cellular component: vacuolar membrane; plant-type vacuole. Lineage: Eukaryota; Viridiplantae; Streptophyta; Magnoliopsida; Gentianales; Rubiaceae. The annotation marks the transcript as partial. Gene Ontology annotation, molecular function: ATP binding; ATPase-coupled transmembrane transporter activity; ATP hydrolysis activity.
UUUACAAAUAUACCAUCAGAAGCAGACUGGAAGAAAGAAGAUUGCCUUCCUUCUCCAGAGUGGCCAAACAAGGGCAAUGUUGAGCUCAUAGAUUUACAGGUAAGAUAUCGUCCAAAUACCCCUCUGGUUAUCAAAGGAAUAACACUCAGCAUAAAAGGGGGUGAGAAGAUUGGUGUUGUUGGUCGAACUGGGGGUGGAAAAUCAACUUUGAUCCAGGUUUUCUUUAGGUUGGUGGAGCCUUCAGGAGGAAGAAUCAUUAUUGAUGGCAUUGACAUUAGCACUCUUGGGCUGCAUGAUCUUAGGUCUCGAUUUGGAAUCAUCCCUCAAGAACCUGUUCUUUUUGAAGGAACUGUGAGAAGCAACAUUGAUCCAAUUGGACAGUAUUCUGAUGAAGAGAUAUGGAAGAGCCUUGAGCGCUGCCAGCUUAAGGAGGUAGUAGCUGCAAAGCCCGAUAAGCUGGACUCUUUAGUUGUUGAUAAUGGAGAAAAUUGGAGUGUCGGGCAGAGACAGCUUCUCUGUUUGGGACGUGUAAUGCUAAAACGCAGCAAACUUUUAUUUAUGGAUGAGGCGACUGCCUCAGUUGAUUCACAAACAGAUGGCGUGAUCCAGAAGAUCAUCAGGGAGGACUUCUCUUCCCGUACAAUUAUAAGCAUUGCCCAUAGAAUUCCAACAGUUAUGGACUGUGAUAGAGUUCUUGUAAUUGAUGCAGGUAAAGCAAAAGAAUUUGACAAGCCAUCGAGUUUGCUGGAGAAGCCUUCUCUCUUUGGAGCAUUGGUUGAGGAGUAUGCCAACCGAUCUUCUGAACUCUAGCUCUGAUCCUAGCAUUCUUGGAAUGGGCUGAAGAUUGAUUCUUGUUGGUUGAAUUAUAUUUUCCACAACUUCGGCCCCGUUUGGCAAACCUGAGUUUUUUGGAAAUUUAUUUAAAAUUUUACUGUAGAUCACCGUAAAAGUUGUAGAAAAACUUU